Linum tenue is the source of this 2439-nucleotide messenger RNA. The record is from the annotation of a GenBank genome assembly. Lineage: Eukaryota; Viridiplantae; Streptophyta; Magnoliopsida; Malpighiales; Linaceae.
AUGAGGAUAGGGAGAUCAAAGACGACGUACUAUUACUGCUGCUUCAUGAGUAGUGCAUCUCUAUGGCUUCAGGUUGUGUUAGUGCUGUUUACCAUCCCAGAAAUAUUGAAGGGCUGUGAUGGCUGCUGGGAACACGAGAGAAUCGCCCUCCUUCCUCUCAAAUCCUCGCUCCACGAUCCAGAUUAUUUCUGGGGCGGCGGGAAGGGAACAAAACAUCACUCCGAUGUCGAUUGCUGCCAUUGGGAUGGAGUUCGUUGCCAUCCCACCACAGGGAGAGUCACUAAGCUCAUGCUUUGGAAUGAAAACUCAACAACAAGGCCGUAUUUGAAUGCUUCCUUGUUGUUCCUGCCUUUCCAAGGUUUGAGAGCGCUCUCACUGCAAAGCUACCAUAUCCUUGGUUGCAUGGAGAAUCUAGGUUUCUUGAAACGCCUUGAAAUUUUCGACUCCACCAUUGCAUGCAACAACUUCCUCGACACCCUUGGCACCGUAAUGACCAAUCUUACUCAUUUGGUGAUUCUAGAUGCGAGUCUAAGCUCCACUAUUCCUCAAGCUUUUUGCAACUUGAAGCAUCUCCGAGAAAUAGUCCUUCAAUCCGACGAUCUGCGGGGCGAGCUGCCAAAUUGUCUAUCGAAUCUGACUUCACUCCAAAUCUUUAAUGUAGGGGGUAAUCAAUUUGAUGGAGAUAUAGCUGAGUCUCCCCUUACAACUCUCUUGUCCCUCGAAGAGAUUGACAUAAUCUUCAAUCAGUUCCGAAUUCCAAUCUCGCUCUUCCCAUUUUUUAACCAUUCUCGUCUUCGAAGCUUCAGAGCGGGACAUAAUCGGGAACUUUAUGGAGAUGAUGACCAAUAUGAUUUGGUACGGCAAGAUACACCACUUUUCCAACUGGUACUGCUACAUCUGUCGUCGUCGGAUGGUAAUAAUGUUGGUGGAUACGUCGGCCCGGCCUUUCCUAAAUUUCUCUACCAUCAAACACGAUUGGAAUAUGUUUCCAUCUCAGAUGUCAGAAUAAAGGGAGCUGUUGGGUUCCCAUGGUGGUUGCUGGCUAACAACACAAACCUAGGGGAUCUUCAGCUCCCCAGCUGCUCGCUUUCAGGGCAAUUUCAGCUGCCGACGAUCGUCUAUGAAAAUCUAACUCGAUUAGUCAUCUCUAGCAAUGAUUUCUUGCCUGGCCACAUCCCACAUGAUAUAUGCACUUUCUUUCCCAAUAUAGAUAGUCUAUCCGUAUCCGAAAACAAUUUCUUCGGUAAAAUACCUCCACAGUGGUCAAAUUGUUCCUCGUUGCAAACAUUGGAAGCUAGUGACAAUCAACUGUCGGGCGAGAUUCCAAAAUGGAUUUGGAAUGACUCGACGCUCCUCGUCCUGGACCUUUCAAGUAAUGAUUUUUCGGGAGGUCUGCCACCAGGUUUUAUUUCACCAUCGAUGAACGAAGUUUACUUGUCGAGAAAUCGAUUGGGAGGGACAUUAUAUGAUCAAAAUGGAAUUACUGGUGAUAUUGACUAUUCAGGAUAUCAGCUAAGAAUCUUGGAUCUCAGUCACAAUCAUUUCACAGGUAAAAUCCCGAAAUGGAUUGUUAAACUGAGACCUCGAUUGCGUUAUAUCUUGUUGAAUGACAACCACCUUUAUGGGGAGGUUCCGGCGGGGUUUUGCUUGGAGAAUACAAAUUUGAUUGACCUUUCACACAAUCGUUUGUCAGGUCAUAUUGUUGGUGAAAUAUUCCAAUGCACCCUCUACGGUGAACAAUCAGGAUACUCUCCUUAUGGUGGUAUGGAGUUUGUCACAAAGACACAUAUAUAUACUUACAAAGGGCAGGUUGUCAAUUUAUUCUUUGGUUUGGAUUUAUCGAACAAUGAUUUCACUGGCGAGAUCCCUAUACAAAUCGGCCAUCUGGACAAUACCCAAGUUCUCAAUUUGUCAUACAACAAGUUCACGGGACCCAUCCCGUCCAGUAUUGCAAACUUGUCACAGAUUGAGAGUUUGGAUCUUUCUCACAAUAAUUUGAGUGGAGCAAUUCCCUAUCAACUCACCGAUUUGCAUUCUCUAUCCUCUUUCAACGUGGCUUACAACAAUUUAUCUGGUAUGUGUCCUCUGAAGACUGCACAAUUCAGUACUUUCGAUGAAAGUAGUUAUGAGGGAAAUCCCUUCCUUAACUGCACACUGCCACUCGUGACACCAAAUCCAUCAGUAAGAUCGACAACUUCUGAUGAUGAUGAUGAUGAUGAUGGAGAAGAAGGGUUCAUUGAUAUGGAGAGUUUCUAUGUAAGUGGCUCGGUAUCUUACGUCAUGGUGUUACUAAUAAUUGCGAGUGUUCUCUACAUAAACUCGUAUUGGAGACGAGUAUGGUUUUAUUAUGUUGGGGUCACCAUAACUACUUGUUAUUAUUUUGUGGUGGAUCAUCUCCCGGUGCCGGCCAGGUACAAGGUGUGGGAACUUCGAGUAUAA